UUACAAGAAAAUGGGAAAAAAAUAAGCACGAAACGCGACGGUCACUUGUCUCUCCCACGCGACACCAAAAACUUUGCAAGUAUACGAAAGAUAAGACAAAGAUAAACAAACUGCAACGUUAACAGAGAAAACUAAAGAAAUACAGAACAAAUAAUACAAGAAGAGGAGGAAAGACAGGCGGGCCACGGAAGGCGACUGUCAUUUAUCUUUCCCGCGCAAUCUUGUGUAGAACGCGGGAGACUCGGCGCCACAACCACCACCUUCCGCUGCAGCCUGUCUAUAGAUCCACGGCCCUGUCUAGCCACCACAGCCAGCCUGACGCCCCUUGACACGCAGCAGGAGGGAGCAGCAGCAGCAGAAGGAUGGCUGAGGGACUGGUCCACGCUGAGCUGCUGGCGGCGUGCUCCUCCCUGGGCCACAAUGAUGGGCUGCACUACCACCGUGAGGCUGACUGCUUGGAGACCACUAAGGACUUGCUGCGUUACCUGCGCCGCGACGACGAGAGCCACCAGGUGCGCCGCGCCCUGGGGGACUCCCGUGUGCUGCAGACAGACCUGCUGCCGCUGCUGCAGGAGCACAGCCAGGAUGAGGAGCUGCUGCAGCUGGUGGUGAGGCUACUGGUGGACCUCACCAACCCAGCACUGCUGCUGUUCCGGGAGGAGCUGCCGGAGGAGAUGGUGACGCGCAAGCAGUUCCUGCAGCUGGUGAGGCACCAGCAGGGCUACAAGGAGGCCUUCACCAACCAGCAGGCAUGGGAGGCCCUGGCUGGCCGCCUCAGGGCCAUCCUGGAGAUUCCUAAGGAGGAGCGGGAGGAGGACGAGCGGCUAUUGCUGGAGCGGAUCCUGGUGCUGACCCGCAAUGUGCUGUGGGCGCCGGCAAGCCCCGAGGAGGGCCGCACUGACAAUGACUCCUCCCUGCACGACCAAGUGCUGUGGGCCAUGCACCUGUCCGGCAUGGCGGAGCUGCUGCUGUACAUGACCACCUCUGUCGCGGAGCACGAUUUCUCCCUCCACCUACUGGAGAUCAUUUCUCUUAUGCUGCGAGAGCAGGACGCCUGCUGGCUGGCCACCUCCAACCUGCGCCGCUCAGCCCAGGAGAAAGAAGAGGAUGACCGCAGGCUGCAGGAGUUGCGGCGGCUGGAGGCCCUGCAGCGCGAGGCCCGCCGCCGUGCUUCCACCUCCUCACGGCACUCCCGGUUCGGCGGCACAUAUGUGGUGCGGCAGAUGAAGGGUGUCAGUGACCAGGACCUCAUCGUUCACCGGCCUCUGGCCAAUGUCUCGGAGCUCUCCUUUGAUCGCCACAAGAAGGCACGCAAGCACAACAAGAACCGCCUCCCCAUGCGGGAGUGCUCCACGCAGCGUCGCUCCAUCCUGGCCGUCAGUCUGUUCCUGCAGGAGUUCUGUGUGGAGUUCCUGGCGGGGGCGUACAACACCGUCAUGGCCACAGUGAAGGACUCGCUGGACCGUGCCCGGGCCCAGGAGCACGACGAGACCUACUACCUAUGGGCCAUCCGCUUCUUCCUGGAGUUCAACCGCCACCACAACUUCAGGGUGGAGCUGGUGACGGAGACACUAGCCAUUGAGACCUUCCACUUCAUCCAGACACAGAUCGAGAACUACUUUGAGCGCAUGACGGCCGAGAAGAAGAAGGUGGCAGUGUGGUCGCGUCGCAUGCACCGCGCCCUGAGGGCCUACCAGGAGCUGCUGGCCACCCUGGCACACAUGGAUGCCUUGCCCAGCCAGGAGGUGCGGGAGUCCUCCAGGGUCCUGAAGAGCCGCCUGUUCUACAUGGUGGAGUACCGGGAGAUGAUGCUGCUGCUGCUGCAGAACUACGAUCCCAUCAAGAUGAGCCUCGGCUAUCUGAGGGACGCCGUGGAAGCCACUCACAUCUUCCUCAAGCUGCUGGAGGGCAUGUGUCGCAAGGGAAAGCACGUCCUUGUCCAGGGCAAGACCAAAAUAUCAAACAAGAAGAAGCCAAAGGCAGCAGCAGCCACGCCAGGCACCAUGGCCUUCACCCCAACCCAGCUGCAGGAGUUGUGGGACGAGGUGUCGGGUGAGGUGGCAGCGGUGGUACAGGGGUCACCUGACACCCUGCCAGACAUGGUGCCCUUUGAUGCCCUGUCUGAGGAGUCAGAGGAGGUGCAGAAGGAGACGGCUAUGCGGAGGAUCAGCCACCACCUGAGGGGGAAGGAGCUGCCCCAGGCCGUGUCUCUGAUGCGAGCUGCCAGAGAGGUGUGGCCUGAAGGGGACAUCUUUGGCCCACAGGAGUCUGACAGCACCCAGGAUUUCCUGACCCUCCAGGAAAUUUUCAUGGCCAACCUCAGUUCCCCACAGGAAGCCCCAGUGCAGGAGCUGGAUGAGCUGGAGGAGUAUGAGGAAGAGGAGGAGGAGGUGGAGGAGAGGAUGGCUGUGAUGUCAGAGCAAGAGUUUGACUUUGUGGGGUUUGUGCGUCGGUUUGCCAACACCAAGGUGGUGAAGGCGUACAGCAGCCUGCUGCACCACUACCCCACCAACACCAACCACACCAACCACUGCAUCCUCAAGCUCUUCCACCGCCUGGCCUGGGACUGCAAGCUGCCUGCCAUCUUCUUCCAGGCGUCGCUCUUCUUGGUGUUCCUGCGAGCCAUGGAGGAUCCCCUCAGGGCCAGCAGUGAGUCGCCGCGGGAGAUUGCCCGGUUCGGCAAGUACAUCGUGCGGCAGCUGUACAAGGUGGCCCAGACCAACCCCAAGGUGUUCGUGGAGCUGCUCUUCUGGAAGACUAACCGGGAGGCAUUGGAAAUAGAGUGUGGUUACGGAGAGAUGGAGAGCGGCAAGGAAGCGGCAAAGAUGGCCUGGGGGGAGGAAGAGGAGGAGGAGCUGCGGCGGCUGCACAGCGAGGUGGAGGAGAUCCCGGCGGAGGCCCGCGGAGAGAAGGACACAGUGGAUCUGAUCAUGGAGCGGCUGAUCAGCACCAACAGGACACGACGCUCCGUCAUCAAGAAGCUGAAGGAGCUUGGCCUCAUCCGCAGCACCAACGACCUCAAGAAAAAGACGCCAAAGAUCUCUGCCCCCAGGACCUGGACGGAGGAGGAGGAGGAGGAGCUGCGGCGGCUGUUUGAGGAGAACAAGGAGGCCAUGGACAUAGUGGGGAGGAUAAUGGACAACAUGAGCCUGCGCCGUCCCAAACACAGGGUGAUGGAGAAGAUCCUGGAGCUGGGUCUGGUGGAGGACAGGAAGCAGCUGUGGAAGAAGAGAUCCAAGAAGACCACAGCAAGACCAAAGAGGAAGACUGGCCAGGACUUCCUCUCUGCAAACCAAGCCACUGACGACGAAGUGGACGAAGGCAGUGAGAGUGAGGCCACAUUGGCGAGCGACGAGGAGGGAGACAACACCACGGGAUCUCAACGGGCCUCUAGGAACCCAGCACCUCCUCCUGCCCCUGUUGCAACUCCAGCACUGAUCUCCAAGGCUCUCAGUGUUGUGUUGGGGGCAGGGCGCAGCGAGGCAGUGGAGUGGCUGUCAAGGAUCCUGCAAGACGUGGCUGACGAUCGCGAAGAAGAUGGAGAUUUUGAACCAGUGCCUGUCCUUGCCAUCACUCAGGCCUGCACUGAUGCCAUGGAGGAUGAGGAGUUCCACAAGCUGCUGCGUCUUGUCGGUCUUCAGCCACCCAUGAAACACCAGGAGAUGUUCUGGCGUGUACCCUCCAGACUGUCAGUGGAGGGCCUGCGGAAACGUGCUCAGUACCUCACACAGGGCGCCUCGGGUGAACUCCAGGACCUAGAGAACCCUGAUGAACCUCUGGAACCUGUACAACCUGAACCGGUAAAUGUAAAACCACAGAAAGCCAAGAAACCAAAGAAGGCGAAAAGUAAACAGAAAGCCUCCAAGAUGACACGUUCUGGUUCUGAAGACAAGGAGAACCAGUUUAAAGGAACAUCAGUCAAUAUGGUGAGUGAUGAUGGCCCUCUCUCUCAACGCCAGUCAGGAGAGAAUGAGUCUGGUGAGGAUGAUGUCCCUUUGUCCUCCCUUACUGGCAGGUCAAGCCCCUCGUCAUCAAGGCCACACAGCAGGGCCAGUAAGAGGAUGCUGUCUGAUGAUAGUGAUGGGGAAUUGUCACAGAGGAAGACGGUCAAGGAGAAGAAGAAGAAGAAGAAGCGUCUGGUGCUUGAUUCAGACUCUGAGGAAGAGAAGGAUGAUGGUGAGAGAGUGGAGGAAGAGAAGGAUGAUGGUGAUAGAACAGAGGAAGAGGAUGAUGGUGAGAAAGAGGUGGUGUCUCAGACUAGCAAGAAGCAGAGGAUAAGGGCAAUAAUAGAUAGUGAUGAUGAGUGAUGAGUGAUGAGUGGAUUAUCUUGCAGCACCAUAAGAAUAACCAAAGUGAGGAGAAACAUUAUACUUGACCAUGUUGUUAUUGUGGCAAGUAAUAUUUUUGUACUGGUGUUUGGUGGAAUUGUGUGCCUUGUUGUGGUGUGGGUGUGUUUUAUCCUGCCUCUCUUCCCACACAGUGUUCAAUGGCUGGUUGGUUCCUUCACUCUCUGCAGGAACCACAGGCCUUUUGUUACUUCGGCAAUCAAUGAGAUAGAUGUAUUUCAUUAUUUUUUAUUUUUCUAUAUGGACAUGUGAUUUAUUUAUUUAUUUUUUUUAUUUAUUUAUUUUAUUUGUUUAUUUGUUUAUUUUACAAUUAUUUGCCAAACCUGGGGAAUGAGAAAGAUACAUUUUAUUUGUUUUCUUCUUACACAAAUAUUUAUCAUUAUUAUUUGUUUAUUGCAUUUACUAUUUGUUUAUUUAUUUGUUUAUAUAUAUUUAUUUAUUUAUUUUUUUUUGGAGGGGAUUACAGGACAGACCAAUUGUAGCUUUGUCAGAGUGUAACAAAGAUGUAUUUUAUUUCAGUUUUGUUCCUAUACAGAUGCUGUUCACUUAUUAUCUUUUUAUUGGUUUAUUUUGUUACUCGUUUAUUUAGUUUUAUAUUUUGAGGGUUAUUUUAUUUAACUUUCUGUAUAUGCACACUUUUAUUAUAUAUGUUUAUUAGAUUUUUAUUUAUUUUUUAUCUAUUUUGAUUCUAUUUUAUUUAUUUUAUUAUUAUUUAUUUUUAUUAUUAUUAUUAUUAUUAUUAUUAUUAGUUUAUUUAUGUAUUUAUUUUAUUUUUAUUUUUAUUUAUUUUUUGUCACCAGUCUAAAUGAACGAAACACUGCCGGCUCGGCAUGGCAGUGUUGUAUCACCACUUGCUGCCAAAUGUGUGAUGACUUUAUAUGUGAAUUUAAGCAUCUCUCGAUAGAAUUGAGCUUAAGAUUUAUUUAUUUAUUUUAUUUUAUUUUAUUUUUUUCAUAUGAUAUAUAUAUAUAUAUAUUGAUGAUUGAUGUUUUAAUACCUUUGUAUAUUGUCAUGAGGAGAGUUAAUGUGAAAUAUAUAGUAAUGCAUAUUUAUA
Messenger RNA from Portunus trituberculatus (swimming crab), 5400 nucleotides. RefSeq names its product protein timeless homolog (gene timeout). Gene Ontology annotation, molecular function: DNA binding. NCBI's taxonomy places the organism in Eukaryota, Metazoa, Arthropoda, Malacostraca, Decapoda, Portunidae. Gene Ontology annotation, cellular component: replication fork protection complex. Bases 363 to 4307 code for a protein of 1314 amino acids. The record is from RefSeq and is a predicted model, not a curated record. The transcript has 2 exons. Gene Ontology annotation, biological process: replication fork arrest; DNA repair; DNA replication checkpoint signaling.